CGGUACUUCUCUCUACUGUUGCCUGUGCAGAAUCAUCAAGUUUUCCGUCGAAUAUGAUUAUACCCAUCCAUGGACCAAAUGGAGAAGUGAAUGAGUGGCUAAUGAUUGAGUUACAAGGUGAUGUUUUGAGUAAAACAAAUAGUCCAUUGGCAGGAAAAAAUUUAGGCGAUCUGCAUUUUUCACAAGAGAAUGGCGAUCCAGUUCUUCUUAUUGGUCAUCAUGUACUUUUCGGGAAAGUAGUUGCUCUUGAAAAGCCUAUGCUUGUCACAAAAAGAAACACCACAUCUGGAAGCUUGCAGUAUGAUAUCGUUUCUGUUAUUCGGCGUAAAUUAUUGUUUAAAACACGACCUAAACCGAUCAUCUCAUGUGCUUCCAAAAAUGUUUGAAAGAGCUGAUAGUAUUUUACAGAUUGACAUACAUUAUGUAAAUAUAUCCUUCAAAUUACGUA
Messenger RNA from Schistosoma spindalis, 448 nucleotides. The record is from the annotation of a GenBank genome assembly. Lineage: Eukaryota; Metazoa; Platyhelminthes; Trematoda; Strigeidida; Schistosomatidae.